GUUCGUGUUUCGUUUACUCUUUCCUCAUUCUCUUUCUCCGAGACAUGACCUCGUUCAGUUGACGACUGACAACUGAAUUCUGGUGUCUCGAAUUCUUUCCUUCUUCCACUCGCCAAAUGGAACCAUGGCAUGGCCAGAGGAUACUACUGACCAGACCCUGACCGGGUCAUCACCACUCACCACCACCACCACCACCUCCACCUCCACCCCCUUGUCCUCGACGUGACUUCAUCAUCCAUCAAUCCCCGUCUUUCCACUUCUUCAUUUUCCAUCACCUUCCUUCUGCGAAAUGACGGGAGUCCCAUCACAACACCGGCUGCCCUACCCGCGGCAAGGGGAGUCUCGAUUGGUCUGCGCGUCUCUGUCCCUCUUGUCUCUGUCGCUAGUCUUCGGCAACUGCGCCAAAUUGAUGGAUGACGGCGGGACAUCAAUGGUACCUGGCUACCUUAGUUAGCUUGCCAUCCACUCCUACUUCCGCUUACAAACGAUGGUGAACACCAAUCGUAGUCGAGGACGAGGGCCGGACCUCGAGCCUCUGGCCAACGAUGGAUCUCCUGCGGCUCUCUCCUCAGCCCUGCAAUUCCUGCUCUUCGCCUUGCCUGCUCAGGGCUUCAGCUCUCUACACUAGGUAGUCGCUCUGGUCUGGUCUGGUCUGCCCUGGGAAUGAAUGGGAUCCCGCCCCGUUCCGCUUUCGAGGUUCCGCUCUUCCGGGGUAAGGCAAACGUGGACUGGGUGGAGAGCAGGUCACUGGCACCUCACUGGAUAGAGUCAUCAACAUGAUGUUCAUGUGGAUGGGAGCACAUGGAAGACGUCGAGGCAACUUGGCGAUCCUGCCUGGGUUGCGUCAGUUGUCUUUUCGGCGCAGUUAUCAAUGCAUGCCAUCUCGCCAGAGAACCCAUCUCCAGUUGUCUAGAACAUAUCUAUUCAUCCUAUCAUCACAUCGACAUCUAGUGUCCAUUCAAACUACUAUACACCACACCGCACCAGUCAUACCAUAUUACCACACAGCUAAUGGAUCUGUCACACCAAGAAGAAUUAAGAGGAAGCUCCAGCCCCGAGGCCCAAAUCGUCCGUCUAAAGACUGAGCCAGGCACGAGCACCAAACAAAGCCCUCGCCCUUCCUCGAGCUCCAAUGCCACCAGUGCUGCUGGGUCUUCAAAUCGACCUGUCCAGCCGCCCAAGGUUUGCGACAAGUGCCGACUAAGGAGAAUCAGAUGCGAUUACCAGUCACCUUGUCAACCUUGCAUAGACGCGAAGCUUCAAUGUACCAGGAACCACGUGCCGCGCAAGAGAGGGCCGAGACCCGGCCGUGGCCGUCUUAUCAACAGACUCAGAGAACGCGAGGCAGGAAAGAAGGAAGAACAGCGUCCAAGCAGUUCUGGAGAUCCGGAGGUAAGCGACGGAGCCCGGUCAAAUAAUACCGACAUCUAUCCGCAAAACGCCUCUGUAUCAUCAACUUGGGCCUCCGACGUGAGCACAGCCCCCGAAACAACCGGCCUUUGGGCCAAUGAACACAUAUUCCCCUCAAGAGGCGCAUUUUUCUACCUUAUACCCAGAUGUGUAGAACUCUUCUAUCAACACCUGUAUCCCGUGAUGCCUGUCCUGUACAUGCCCGAAAUACAACGAAUGGACCCACGAGUCUGCGAUCUCCCCGAAAAAAACCUCCUGUUUUCCCUUUCGGCUCUCACCUGUUUCCGCAUGUCGGGUCACAGCCUCGGUGCUGAAGACAGUCCCGAAUUCUGGGACCAGGCAGGUCGUUUCCUGCUCAACGAUUGCUUAGAUGUUAGGAAGCAAUAUGACUUGUAUGACAACAUUUCGUUGAGCACGGUUGUUUCGUCCAUUUUUCUGGCUUCUUCCUUCUUCGAGACUAACCAAAGCACAAAGGCGUGGGUCUAUCUGAGAGAGGCCCUAACCUUUGCGCAGGAGCUGGGCUUGGAGGAUGAGUCGACGUACGCAGGCUUAUCUCCCGAGGAGGCUCUAUGUCGGCAGAGAGUGUUUUGGCUGUUGUAUGUUAUGGAACGGUCAUUUGCAAUUCUACGCAACAAGCCGCUCAUGCUGCGCCGGGCACCCAAACUUCCCAUGACUCUUCACGCUUACGAAUCCCGCGGCAUCCACACCGGUUUUCUCCAACUUCUCGGCAUCUACAUUCCCCUUCGCGACUCCAUCAUCGAAGCAUGGACCUAUGGUUCCAACUCCACCGUCGACGUCAAUACCUACCUCGCUCUGCAGAACCAACUUGCUCGACCAGCCGGCAGUUCAGGCGGCUUGUCCAUCCCACACCCGUUUUUCCCUUCCUCUCCCAAUGCCGCCGUAUCCUCCAUACAGAUGCCGGUUUCCCAGUCUUGCAGCUUCUCCGACCUUUCGCUUUCAUCCUCAUCGAUUUCUUCUUCGCCUGAGGACCCUGUAGCUCCAGUGGUAGAACCGACAGCGUCUCAAACCGCCGAGCUGUUAGUAACGCAGCAGUGGCUCAGAUUGAUUAUCUGGCUUUCCUCGCUGCGACAGGGGUACCUGUCAUGGGCUGCGGAGAAUGAGAGUAUGCAUUUCGCACUUCCCCUGACUAUCGCUAGGCAAACUGGGUUGGUCUUGCGGUCUCUUAUGCAAAUCGGGGGCUUGGAGGCAACAGGUGUGGCAGCGCUGGAGGUCAACGGGAUGGGAAUUUUUGAAAAGAUCUUUGAAAUUGGUGCUUGGUGUAUGAACGUGCUGGAUUCGUACGACAAGGCCUCUUUGGAGGGGCAAUUUCUUACCUUGCCCAAUUUCGGUCGAAGACACAGCGCAGCCUCUGGAAAGAACAAGCAGGCUGCCAGGUCAGCAACCAGCUCCCCAGCCGAUCAGGUCAUGGACUACGAGGACGGCGAGGACGUCGAUCUGCUCGAUGUCUUCAUGAGAGCACUCAGUGCGACCCCGACGAGUAGGAAGCAAUUCGCUGAGCCCCUCUACAUGUGGGCGACGACGAGACCCGGGGGCAUGCGCAUCGGGCCGGGGUCAGUGUUGCAUCUAGACACUGGUGGCGGUACCGGCGCCUUUGAUAUGGCACAAACGCAGCCAGGUCUGGCCGAGCAAAUACCGGGACUGGGGCUGAACCAAGGGUUAGGCUUAGAUCAUGCGUCUGGGAUAGGCGCGGCGCAGGGACACGAUGCGAGUUCGAUGAUGCAUCAGCAGCAACAGCCUGGAAUAUGGAAUGCUGCUUCUGCAUAUGCUCAUGGCCAAGCACCGCUUCCAGGGUCGGCUACCGGUAGUGGAGCUGGACUCUCGCGUCCCGACGGACCCGGGCCUGGAGGUGGACAAGGACAGGGAAUGGAAGAUGUCGUCAUGGGAGAUCAAGCCUCUCAUCAAGGGCAAGGGUUUAACAUCGAUCCGAGGCUCGGUGCAGGUUCCAACGUGCCCAGAGGAUUGCAACACGCGACUUUUGGUCGCCGACCCCUUCGUCCCAAUGCACCACAUCUGCCCAGUCCGCUUCCCGGUCAGUUCGGCGGACCACCUACGAGCUUGUACGACGUCCCUGGAUGGAGUCCCAUUGACCCUGGGGGCCUUACGAGAGCGAGGAGUCGCACAAUGGGCAUGGGGCAGCUGAGGGGGUUGAUGGCUAUGGUUCAAGGGGGCCCGGGCACGCCGGGGUCUUCCGGGCCUAGUGUCUCUCAAGCAGGAAGUUGACAAUGAUGGAAGUUGUAGUUGAAAAAAGGUGUUGGUUCUCAUUUCAUAUGUGGCUACACGUUCUACGGAACGUGUGCGGCGUGUUGUGGGCAAAAAAGAUGGAAUUAUUUGUUUUGACACGGGCGGAAGAAACAUUAUACCAACAAAUAUGGCGUGCGGCGUUUUGAUUUUGCUUGUUUGAGGAAGAAUCAAGAGAAGGAGUUGGGUGUAUCAAUACCGGAAUCAGGACUGUGUCCCAGGUUUGGUUGUAUUAUUAUGGUAACAAGUACUGUACAGUAGGGGGAGUGUACGAUACGGCGGUAUCCCUUAGAGUCUAAGUGCGGAUCGGAUCUAUAGAGGUGGAUCUCUGCUUCAGGUUUAGAAGGGACAAACUGGAUAGAGUGGGCGAGAAAUCUCAUAGAGGACGAGAUCUGUCAGCAUAAGUUAAACCAACAGAUAGAGGAGGAUAUUUGAGAUAUACAACUUGUACCGUACUUGUACCCAUAUCGAUGCUUUAUUGGAC
Neurospora crassa OR74A is the source of this 4153-nucleotide messenger RNA. RefSeq lists its product as hypothetical. The coding region runs from base 1012 to 3651 and encodes 879 amino acids. Gene Ontology annotation, molecular function: zinc ion binding; DNA binding; DNA-binding transcription factor activity, RNA polymerase II-specific. Gene Ontology annotation, biological process: regulation of DNA-templated transcription; DNA-templated transcription. Lineage: Eukaryota; Fungi; Ascomycota; Sordariomycetes; Sordariales; Sordariaceae. The record is from RefSeq and is a predicted model, not a curated record. The transcript has 4 exons.